GGGCUCACGCAGUCUUCUCAUGUCGACUUUCUGCGGCAAGUACGGAGUUUAGAUCCAGUGCUGUUCUGGACUGAUGCAGGAAUAAAGACGGCAACCAGUCGUGAAUGUUAAACACAUAGACGCCGACUUAUAAGUUUAAAAAUCUUGCGAGUAAAUGGGAUUCAACGUCUUCCGAACAGAAUGUAAAGAAUUCCUUGAAGGAUGUGGGGAAUUAAAGGCUCGUGUGCUGCGCUGUUAUUGUUGUUUUUGGCUUAUAUCUCCGUGUCCUUGGUUUACGCCGAAAAGCAACAAAGCCUCUGUCCAUACGUCUUUAUACUGAGGCACUGGCAGUGAUGCAGGACGGAGGAAUAUUAAUGAAGAGAGCAAGUGACAUUUCCACACCAUUAUGAAAAGAACACUGUUUCAAAUACCCUGUCUAAUACAGAGGAAGCAGACAGUUUAUCUGCUCCACUCAAUGUGACCAUCAAAGCACUGGAGGGGAACUCAGCGAUAGUGACAUGGGACAUUCUGGAAGGAGACCCAGUCAUCGGGUUUGCCAUCACCCAGCAGAAGAAGGACGUACGUAUGCUGCGAUUCAUCCAGGAAGUGAACACCACCACUCGUUCAUGUGCAUUAUGGGACUUGGAGGAAGACACAGAGUACAUUGUGCAUGUGCAGUCCAUUAGCAUGAGCGGCACCAGCCCCCUGAGUGAACCUGUUCUGUUCCGCACUCCCAAAGAGUCAGAGAAACUGGCCUCCAAAAGCCCAGAUGAAGUGACCAUGGAGGAGGUUGGCCAGGCUGCCCAGCUCAGGGCUGGAGAGCUCAUUAUCAUUGUGGUGGUUCUUGUCAUGUGGGCAGGUGUGAUAGCUCUGUUCUGCCGGCAGUAUGACAUCAUCAAAGACAACGAGCCCAACAAUAACAAGGACAAAGCCAAGAACUCGUCAGAGUGCAGUACCCCAGAGCACCCUACGGGGGGACUACUACGCAGCAAGGUCUAAUUCCUCCUUCCCCUGUCGGCAAUAAUAGGCUUUAGCCUCAGGACAGUGCUCCGAGACAAAACAAGUAAGCCAUCAAAUCACAAAGUUGUGAAGCCCACCUCUCAUCCUCAAUCAAACAACCUUUUAGUAUUCCCAUCGACCAACAUGAACUCUUUGGUGCUUGUCUGUUUGGGACUUUGACACAAACUUGAGGAUGAAAAGGACAAGAUGGUUCCAGAACUGCAAUGCUGGAAGUUUCAGCCGUUUAAAGCGAGUUGUUGAGUUUCGAUCCACAGCUGCCUCAGCUGAAGGACUCAAACCCCGCUGUGAGCUUGAAGACCAGAGACUUCGUGCCACCAGGAGUGUCUUUGGCUCCUAUGUAGACUCACAGAGAUAAGGAGAAACCUGCCACCCCACAUAAACCUUAAAUAAACCUGGAAGGUGUAUUGUGAAAAAGGAGGAAGAACGUUUUUUCCAAGCUCACCGUCAUUAUCAGCUCUGAACCAGGAUCAGGUUUCUGACAGGGGUGAUUACGAUAUUUCACUUCACUAUCUCUCCAUACUUGUCGCUAUCUCUUGUAUUCGGUUCCUUCUUUUCACACCUCUAGUUGAAUUUUCGUUUCAUUUCUCCAUUAUCCUCCCUCCAGCAGCCAAUCACGCACAGUCUAGAUAAUUUGAUGUGGUUUAAUUGGUGCGGUAGGAUCUUUCUUCUCAGCACUCUCGCUCUCAGGGCAUUCAGGAAAACAUCCACAGGAAGAUGAUGGACCACAUUGGAUUCACCCACCUGCGGCCCAAUCACACUGCUCAGACUGAACUGCACAUCAGAUUGAUGAAGAGCUCCAUAUUAUAAUAGUGUUAGAAAACCUAUUUAAUCGCUUGUUUGUCUCAAGUAAAUCAACAGCUUGUCGUCUCUAAUGAGCACAUUACUGUACAGUGAUGGUUAUUUUGGUCCUCAUAUUACAUUCAUUAGCAUAUUCGUCAUGAGUAUGGCUAUUUACCGCUUUUAUGUGCCGCUAAGAUAUAGAGUUGGGUGCCUUUUUCCACAGGAUUUUCUGGAUUACUUUCCCUUUAAAAAGUUCAAAUUUAAAGUCAACAUGAAAAGAAACAAAACAAGAUAUAUUGGCCAUGUAGUAAGAAUUUGUUUCCAUAAUAUAUUAAUUAGUUAAAUCAUAUCCACAAUUUAAUUAAAUGAAAACUAGGGAACGAAUUAGUAAAACGUGGCCACAAAGUAAUCAAUUGUGGAAAUUAGUUCUUAAUUCAUCACUACGAUAUCGAUUUUUUUCUUCCACGUCAUAUGCAAUACUCAGUACAGUAUUUUUUGUUGGUCAGGAUUUUUGCCUUUUGAUGAAAAUAUAAUUUAAAUUUUGUUUAUUUCUUUUUUUUAUUUUAAAAUGGCUUGUAUUUUCCACUACAUUUUAAGCCCGGAACACACCGAGCCAACAGUCGGCCUUCGGGCAGUUUUUGUUCGUCGGCCGACUAAGUUUUCUCAGUGUGUUCCGCACCGUCGGCUAAAGUUGGUCCUUGUCGGGUUUUUUCUGGCCGAUUCGACAUGUUGAAUCGGCGUCGGAGCUCGUUGGUCAGUCGGGCCAUCUGAUCAUUCUGAUUGGCUGUUCAGCUACUGCCACCUGCUGGUACGGAAAAGCAUUUCUUCUUACGCAGGCGCAGAACGGACGUGCUACUCGGCCGUCGGGUGUCGAGCAUCGGUUUGUUGUGUCAGGACAACUUUGAACCCAGACGCUGCCGACGUGAGCCAACCCCGCAGUCUGCUUUCGUCGCCACUAGUUCGUCGGCGUUUGCUUGGUGUGUUCCGGGCUUUAGAAUGCAAAGAUAACUGCUAAAAGUUUUCCAUUCAAACAUUUCAUAUAUGAUCCUCAGAUGAUUACGGAAGCUUGUUUCCGCCAAUGAAUAAAAAAUAAGAGGUAAUUGCGACUUUUUAUAGCACAUUUCUGUCUCGCAAUUGCGAGUUUAUAUCUCGCAAUUCUUACUUUUUUCUCAGAAUUGCAUGAUAUGAACUUUUUCUCAGAAUCACGUGAUAUAAACUCAAAAUUCUGACUUUUUUCUCAGAAUUGAGAAAAUAUAAACUUGAAAUUGUGAGUAAUAAGGUAGCAAUUGCGUGUUAUAAAGUCAAAAUUGCAAGAUAUAAACUAGAAAUUCUGAGAAAUAAAGUCAGAAUUGCGAGAUAAAAAGUUGCAAUUAUCUUUUUAUUUUUUUAUUCCAUGGCGGAAACAAGCUUCCAACUGAUUGCCUCACUAACCUCACUUUAGUUUACCCAUUUUUUAUUCAUUUACGCUGAUCACUCCCCAACAUUACCGACUUUGAUUUUUCUAAGAUUUGUCUUCUGCAAAAUCAUUGAGUCCAUUGGUAAUAUUUUGCAGCAUUUUUCUUGUCAUUUUCAUCACCAGUUAAAAAUAAAUCAUUUAAUUAUCAACACGAUGCACAUUUUCCAUAGUGUCUUUGCUAUUGGAGACAAAAUCAUAAAAAAACUCUUUGUAAACCAAUAUUUUCUGCAGUAAUUUGGUUGACAAGCUCAACAGUGGUUACAUUUCAUGUUGACUUUAAAUUCCUUCUCUUUAAGAAGUAGAAGAAAUGUUCUUUUUGACAGUUUAAGCAAACCAUGUAAGACCAGAUAUGUCUGAUGGUCUUGUCUGAUGGGGUAUUGUCCUUAUCGCCAAGUCUCUCGGGCAAACUGAAUAAGUCCUUACGUGUCAGGAAUGAAGAAUUGUGGGAUGCAGGUCAGAGGUCUAGAAAACAUCGAUUCCCUCAGCCAUUGGUCAUUCGGGACUCUACAUGAUCUUACUUCAGUACAAUGACACUGCAACAGUUCGACUUUAAUGAGGUUACAGACUGUAUGCAUUUUCCAAGGACGUGUAUUUGACUGUUAGUAUUUGAUCUGAAGAACAAAACCCUAUUAAUCUUAAAACCAACCUAUAUGAGUGCACAAUGAGCAGUGUUAUUGAAAUAGAGCCAUCUCAUUUUUCAAACGCAUAGAAGAGUGUAAAAGCAAAGCUAAUACUUCUAUAACUCAGAAGACUUGAGGCUUCAGGUUGGCUCGCCAUUCAUAUACAAAAGCUCUCAUUGUUGGGAUGGAUUGCACCAUUAAUCAAGCGUGUUGAAAGCCACCUGAAGAAAUCUCAGAACAAUUAAACAUUCCCGCAUUGGUGACCAUUACCUCCUCAUCUCAGUCACCAUGGCGACAGGCUAACGGACUGUCCUCUCACUCCGCAGCCAUCUACGAGUCAUCUGCACCUUCGUUUUUCAUUCCCGCCAGAGGAGGAAAGCAUAUAUUUCUUCUUUAAUGACUGCUAAUUAACCUUGGCCAUGGGGAAGAGAGCUCAGGCAGACUGCUGGGUGAAAAAUGGCUCAUAUCAAUAUUCUGUCUGAGCGGCUUACGCAGACGAACAGAAGGUUGGGUGUGAGGACUGGCUUAAACCAGAGAGGAUCGGCAACGUGUCUUGUGUCUUGUAUUAACUGGCAGCACUUUUAUUCAGAUUAUAAUGGUAAUUUCAUGUGUAAUAGACACAAGUGCCACAAUGAACAGAUAUGGGCUGUGUUCGGAGUGGAAUUCUAGUGUACUGCUUACUGCACUUACUGCUUGCUUUCCAAUUUAUGGAAAAAUGUCUUUUUCAAAUAGUGAAGAAUGAAAUGUUAAAAAUCACAGCUGGUUCAUUUAUCACAUUGGAAAUGGAAGAUCAAUUCUGUAUUUCUUGCAGUGUUUACACUGUUGAACAUGUCUAGGUUGUAUUUUACCCCCAAAUCUAAAGAAAGAAAUAAGAAAUGUAUAAUAUUUAUCAUAAUGUUUAACUUAUUUUUAAUUCAAAUGAAGCACAUUUACCCCCAAAAUAAAAAAGUGAAUAAAUUAAUGAAUUAAUUAAAGUUAAAUUGUAUGCUACCUUUCAAUACCAGCAAGUCUUAGUCAGCAAGAUUAAAAAAUAAUAAAUAAAUAAAACUUUUAUUCAGCAAGGAUGCGUUAAAUUGAUCAAAAAUGACAUUUAUAAUGUUACAAAAGAUUUCUAUUUCAAAUAAAUGCUGUUCUUUUGAACUUUCUAUGCAUCAGAGAAUUUCAGUUUCUACAAAAAUAUUAAGCAGCACAACUAUUUUUAACAUUGAUAAUAAUAUAAAAAAGUUUUUUUUUUUUUUUUUUUUUUUAAAACAGCAAAUCAGCAUAUUAGAAUGAUUUCUGAAGGAUCAUGUGACAAUGAAGACUGAUGCUGAAAAUUCCAACGCUAUCUCACGACCAAUUCGUACGUAUUUUACUUGGUGGCUAAUUUGUACGAAUUCAUAUGAUUUGCCUAAAUCCCAGUGGCGGGUAAGUUUAGGGGCAGGGUUAGUGGUAGGUCUAGGGGCGGGGUUAAGGGUAGGUCAUUCGUACAAAUUCAUACGAACUCGUAAAAUACGUACGAUUUAGCAAAAUACUAACAAAUUUGUAUGUGCGAGGUCGUAUGAAUUAGCCGCCUCGUAAAAUACGUACGAAUUGCCGUGAGAUUCGGUUGGAAAAUUCAGCUUUGCCAUCACAGGAAUAUAUUACAUUUUAAAAUAUAUUUAAAAAAAAAAAAAAAAAAAAGUUAUUUAAAUUGUAAUAUUUGACAAUCUUUCAAAAAUAUUUAAAAACAUCUUACAAACUAAACUUUUGAAUGGUAGCAUGCGUAAUGUUAGUAUUUUUUUAUACUGCCUUUAAUUAUUAUUUAAUUAAUUAUUACUAUAUUAAAACUUUUUUUCUGAGCAUCCAUUGGACAUUUGGGACCAGAAUCAGAGUUUCAAGGGGGAAGAAAAUCAUAAUUGUCAUGAAAAAUGUAUUUCUUAUUUCAUAUGAUUUUGGGGUGAAUUAUGACCUGUACAUCUUUUGAUUAGAAUCACCCAGCAGGUUCCACAUGCAAACAGAAAAUCAGCAUGGUAUGCUCUUCUGAACAUAGCCAUAAUCGCACAAAUCAGCUUACAUAGCCAGCAGUCGACUCUUAUGAUAGAGCAUCAUAUGAUCAGGAUCCACAUUUCACAUGAACAGUUUGAAAUGAUUUCAGAAUGAGCAAUGUAUUCCCCUCCCACAAUCCAAGCUUAUCCUAUUCUUUACCUCCAAAGUCCUUUCAAAGAGAAAUCUCCAUAGAAAGAGAGCAAACGUCUGGAUUUAAGAGAGGCAGCUCAUUUGCUACUUAUUGAAGAGAAUAAUUCUCCUGUUAGUGACACUUGGGAGAGCUUUUGCAGGCUGCACAGUUGAAGAGAUUUAGGAAAUGUAAUCACAUUUUGUGCUCUCAUGCUUGUAUCAUCAGUUAGAAAAGCUGGACGGGCUUCUGAUGCCCGUCUCAUGACGUAGACUAAAAACACACAAACAGUGUCACAAAUAGCUCAACUAAUUUGAGAAGCUUGACUUGUACUUUCAGAGGGAUAGUUGAAAUUAUGCCAUCAUUUACUCAUCCUUAUUUCAUUCCAAACCUAUAAAAAGAGAUAUAUAGCAGAAUGUUCAAACUGCCUUUUCAAUAUAAUUAAAGUUGAUGGGGACCAAAGACUAUAUGGAAAUGAGCAGCUUGGAUAUUCUGCUAAAUAUCUCCCUUUUUUUUUUUUUUUUGUUCAACUCAAGAAAAAAGUCAUAUGGGUUUGAAACAGCAUUAAAGAGAGUUGAUUCAUGAAAGAAUCUUAAUUUUUGGGUGAACUAUCCCUUUAAGAACCAAAGAUAUUCAGCAACCACAUACCUGGCAUGGUCUAAAUGCUAAAAAUAGCUUAAUAUUUUUUUCUCAUUGUGGGGUAGAAAGUUUAAGAUUAUCGUACCUGUCAGGAUUUACUAGCUAAAUAUAAAAUUAAAUAUAUUUUUGAAGUUUAGAAGUUUAUUAAAACCAUUCUUUCGAUACACAAAGGGAGCAAAAAUUGUAGCAAAUGUCUUAAAGGAAUAUUUCACCCCAAAAAAAUAAAACUUCUCUCAUAAUUUUCUAAAAUGGCUUCCUUUUUUCUGCAAAACACACACACACACACACACAUACAUAUACUAAUAUAUAUAUAUAUAUAUAUAUAUAUAUAUAUAUAUAUAUAUAUAUAAAUUUUAUUUUUUUCCCCAUAAUGACCAUCAGUGUAUGGAUCUAAUGAAACAUAUUCAAGAACGUCAUAUUUUACCUCAAUCUAUAUAAAGAAUUAAGACAUGUAUAAAAUUUGCCUUUAUUAAAAUAUUUUAAUGUGUGUGUUUUGCAUAAGAAUGAAAGCCAUAAUUUUCAUUUUUGGGCGAACAAUCUCUAAUUUACAUUUCAAGCAUCACACGUCUUUGAAGACUGAGAAUAAAUAGUUCAUCAUAAAAAGUUCAGUCCCUGUUUAAAAUCAGAAACAAAAAUAGGCCCCACGUUAGUUACUAUUUCUAUCGGCCUGUCAUUUAGCGCUGCCAUGAUGAGGAACAAACAGCCUUGGGUACAAGUGAUACAGUAUGUUUAUGCUUAUGUUAAGCUUUUGUGAAUCAAUGCAUUGGCCUGUGUAUGGACAUGUGUAUUGACAGUUUGUGUGAAAUCACGCUCAGAUUUCAUCAUUUCACUCAAUCCACAGCAUACAGUUACAUAUGAUAACGUAAGGUUAAAAUAAGGUGUUGAGGUUAAGCUAUGCUACAUUAAGAGUGUUUCAAAUGACCAUUUCUUGUACAUAGUUCUGUGUUGUGCCAACUUAGCGUUUCCAGUAAAGCAUGCUGGAGGUCUACUGAAGGCAAAGCAGAGAGAUCAUGCCUUAAAGAACCCAAAAUGAGCAAGAUGAAGUCAGUAGACGUGACAGCUUGAGUUAAAGUGGUGCAUAACGAACGUGACGAUAACAUUCGUUCCACAUAUUUACUAUAACGCAUGGAUUUCAAAACAGAAGGAAUGUUUUAUGUAAUCCAUCGAGUCUAUGUUAACUGUUGUUCUUGAACAAUGCUUCAUGAGGGCUAGCAUGUUUCUGCUAUUCUACACAGAAUUAUACAAUUUAUAUGGGCAUAAAAUAGAUAAAUGUCUAAUUAUGUACUACCACAAAAAAUAAAGGAUCAUGUAUUUUCAA
Messenger RNA from Ctenopharyngodon idella (grass carp), 7946 nucleotides. RefSeq names its product fibronectin type III domain containing 5b (gene fndc5b). The record is from RefSeq and is a predicted model, not a curated record. Lineage: Eukaryota; Metazoa; Chordata; Actinopteri; Cypriniformes; Xenocyprididae. The transcript is spliced from 7 exons. Bases 565 to 978 code for a protein of 137 amino acids. Gene Ontology annotation, molecular function: protein binding.